GGAUUUAUCUACAUCAAAUAUUUGAUAAGUUUUGAAAUGAAUUAAAAUCACGUGGUGUUGAUUGUUCUCGAAAGUAUAAAACGCCAUUUUGUGGAAAUCCUAGUCAUUCGCCAUCAUGAAGGCUUUCAUUGCUCUGUGUGCCAUUUUUGCACUUGCUCAAGGCGCAAGCCUUAAUCACCGUAUUGUUGGUGGUAACACCGCUGAACCCGGCCAGUUCAAAUUCAUCGCAUCCCUGCGUCAGGCAGGACAGGACCGUCACUUCUGUGGGUCUACCAUCAUUGGUAAACGUGUCCUCCUGACCGCUGCCCACUGCAAAGUCUACGAGGUAAGCGAAACCGUUGCUGUGGUAGGUACCAACAAACAAGACGAUAAGAACGCCAAACGUCACGAAUUGGAAGCUUUCAUUAUUCAUGAAAACUAUGAACCCUCUUCCAUUACCAACGAUGUCGCUGUGAUUAUCCUCAAAGAAGAUAUUGAAUUCGGUGAUUUGGUUCAACCUCUACCUUUGGCCAGCCGUGCUAUUUCUGAUGACGAACGUCUAACCAGUGCCGGAUGGGGAUUGACCAGCUACCCUGGAAACGUCCCCAAUGAUUUGCAAUGGAUGCAAAUGAAUGUGGUGUCCCAUGAUUUGUGUCAAUGGAUUACCGGUGCUAGUCUUACGGGUAAGAUCUGCACUUUGGAACAGGAGGGUCAAGGUGUGUGCUCUGGGGACUCCGGUGGCCCACUUGUCAAUGAACUGAAUGAGAUUGUUGGUAUUACCUCAGCUGCGUACCUGUGCGCUCUUGGUAUGCCAGACUUCUUUACCGAUGUCUACUACUUCAGGGAUUGGAUUGUUUCAAAUGGAAAUUUGUAAAUUGUAAUUGUUUGAAUAAAGAUUGAUUAGAAAGUA
Molecule: messenger RNA, 889 nt
Organism: Dalotia coriaria
Lineage: Eukaryota; Metazoa; Arthropoda; Insecta; Coleoptera; Staphylinidae
Product: chymotrypsin-2-like
Exons: 2
Coding region: 116-853 (245 amino acids)
Biological process (GO): proteolysis
Molecular function (GO): serine-type endopeptidase activity
Source: RefSeq, a predicted model, not a curated record